Panicum virgatum (switchgrass) is the source of this 1513-nucleotide messenger RNA. RefSeq lists its product as uncharacterized. The transcript is spliced from 3 exons. The record is from RefSeq and is a predicted model, not a curated record. Gene Ontology annotation, biological process: guard cell differentiation; stomatal complex development. The coding region runs from base 466 to 879 and encodes 137 amino acids. NCBI's taxonomy places the organism in Eukaryota, Viridiplantae, Streptophyta, Magnoliopsida, Poales, Poaceae.
UUCAUGACGGUAGAUUUUGGUGAGGCCGAUUGACCGACGUCGACCUGUAGCCGGCACUGGGCUGGGCAGCCGCACACAACACAACUGGUCUAGAAGACUAGAAGUGACGAGUGAGGCGAGAGGAGGAGGAUACAGAGCUAGCUACUCACUACCGGAGUCAGUGCACAGUGCUUUCCUUCCCUCUCACUACCGGAGUAUCAAACUUGACGAUCUGGUAGUCUUGUCCGAGGGAGCCGCGCCGAGAUCUGACGCGGCUACAGUGGCGUCCGGUCCUGUGACCAGAGGGGAGGCGUGUCUUUUUUACAGGGCAGUGAGGGGAGAAGAGCACCGCCUCCCCCGUGCCUCUCUGCUUCCUAAAUUUGGCCUCCUGCGCUGCCGAGCUCCGUCUCUGCGCUAGAGUUUUGCUCCGGCUUCAGGGCUUGUUGCAAAAAGGAGCCGUUUCCGGGAGGUGCCCCAGACCUGGCCAUGGAGUCCGUCCGGGGGAAGCGGAGAUGGAGGUGGAGUGGCGGAUCCAUGCUAAAGCUGGCGGGGCUGUGCCUCGCCGCGGCCAUCUGCCUGUGCGGCGUUCGGUCCCUGGCUUGCGGCGGCGGCAGUGGCUGCAGGCCGCGUACUGUGCUGCUCCGUUCAGACUUUUGGAGACGAGCUGCAACCUCUUGCGGUGAUCAGGUGUGCUCUGGCGGCGGCGGGCAAUGGCUUCGGCGGCGGCGGCUGCUGGCGGAGGGGCCGGGGUCCUACCCGCCGCGGUGCGCGUCCAAGUGCGGCGACUGCAGCCCGUGCUACCCGGUGCACGUGGCCGUGCCGCCGGGCGUGCCGGUGACCACCGAGUACUACCCGGAGGCGUGGCGGUGCAAGUGCGGCAACCGGCUCUACAUGCCGUGAACGGCCCGUCCGCCGCAGCCGGAGCCAAGGAGAGGGCGGGCGGGCAGACGGCGGCCCGACCGGCCGGUGAGCCCGUCUGGACUCGAGCGCAGCCUGCUGCUCUGCGCUCGUGCGCAGCGCCGGUCGGGCGCCGCAUCAUUGCGCCGGGCCGGUGUGGCUCGCCUGCGCCGCGCAUGGGCGGGAUCUGCAGCGCGCGUGGUGGCGACCUACCACACACACAGGCCGGCCCGGCGGGGUCGGGGAUACUGAGACUGUGCGUGUCCUUUCUCCAUGGGGCGCGCGCGCUGGAAUUCGUCGCACGGCCCUACCACGAGGCGCGCAGGCAUGGCGGGCGUACGGCGCGUCAGUGCGUGCUGGAUCGAGCGGCCGAGCCGAGGAGGGAGGCGACGGGAGUCGGGAGCGGCUCUCUGCUCUGCUGCGGCCUGCGGGCGGGCGGCGGUCCACACCUCUGCACGUGUCCGGAUGCUCUGUUCAAGUGUUGAUGCUCCAUGUCUUCUUCAAUCUCUUCUUGUGCUGCUGUUUUCGGAUCUGAGCUUGUUACAAAAUUGUGUGGUCCGCUUUGUAGCUGUAAUUAAAUGGCUCGUACUACAAUCUCGUGGUACCAAAUUUCAAAAAAAAAAACUAUCUCGUGGUA